Molecule: messenger RNA, 1224 nt
Organism: Nannizzia gypsea CBS 118893
Lineage: Eukaryota; Fungi; Ascomycota; Eurotiomycetes; Onygenales; Arthrodermataceae
Product: WD repeat domain phosphoinositide-interacting protein 2
Exons: 4
Coding region: 1-1224 (407 amino acids)
Biological process (GO): protein lipidation; nucleophagy; autophagy of mitochondrion
Cellular component (GO): extrinsic component of membrane; fungal-type vacuole membrane; cytosol
Molecular function (GO): phosphatidylinositol-3-phosphate binding; phosphatidylinositol-3,5-bisphosphate binding; protein binding
Source: RefSeq, a predicted model, not a curated record
AUGGCGAUGAAUUUCGUCACCUUCAACCAGGACUACAGCUAUCUAGCUGUCGGUACCUCGAAAGGCUUUCGCAUUUUUUCAACCGACCCCUUCGUGAAGAGCUAUGAGACAAAAGAAGGGAAUAUUGCCAUGCUGGAGAUGCUAUUCUCUACAUCGCUUGUCGCACUGAUACUCUCUCCUCGCCGGCUCCAGAUCACAAAUACAAAGAGGCAGUCAAUUAUUUGCGAACUGACUUUCCCUACAACUGUGCUCGCUGUGCGCCUGAAUAGAAAGCGCCUGGUCAUCGUGCUGGAGGAUCAGAUCUACGUCUACGAUAUUCAGACGAUGAAACUACUGUACACGAUUGAAACAUCGCCAAAUCCGAACGCUAUUUGUGCUUUGUCUCCAUCUUCCGAUAACUGUUAUCUUGCCUAUCCGCUGCCGCAAAAAGCGCCACCUCCGUCAUUCACUGCUCCUACUCACACUCCUCCUGGAAACUCGCACAUUGCUCCUACGAAUGGAGAGGUGCUAAUAUUCGACGCUCAAAAACUCGAAGCAAUCAAUGUUAUAGAAGCGCAUCGAUCGCCACUAUCAUGUAUCGCGUUGAACAACGAUGGCACCCUUCUCGCUACUGCGUCCGACAAGGGCACUAUUCUCCGUGUCUUCUCAGUCCCUGACGGCCAUAAACUGUAUCAAUUUCGCAGAGGAUCGAUGCCAUCGAGGAUAUAUAGCAUGUCAUUCAACACUACGUCUACUCUGUUAUGUGUCUCAUCGGCUACAGAGACAGUUCACAUCUUCAAACUGGGCCACCAAGGGACGGCGACCAGUGCUCCCGGUUCACCUGGAAGCGCGAACAGCCCACCACCAGGGAACCGCCCGCGUGAAAAUUCUGGUAAUAAAGGGCCAGAUAUGGACGGAUUCCUAGGACGCAAACACGAUGGUACAUUCAUGGGUUUGAUAAGACGAACCUCGCAAACAGUCGGAACCUCUGUUGCUGCCACGGUAGGCGGAUAUCUGCCUAAAGGUGUGACUGAGAUGUGGGAGCCGGCACGGGAUUUCGCCUGGAUCAAACUGCCCAAGCAUACUGCAAAUUCUCAGUCACGGCCUGGUCCUGUGAGAAGUGUUGUCGCAAUGAGUAGCAAUACCCCACAGGUGAUGGUGGUGACAAGUGAUGGCGUUUUCUACGUCUUCAACAUCGACCUUUCCAAGGGAGGUGAGGGUACACUCACUAAACAGCAUUCGUGA